AUGGCGAACAGCGACGAGCUCGCCCAGAUCGACAUCUCCAAGGAGGUACGCACGUCAUUCCGCGUCGAUCCUCAUGCACUGCGGAACGCCUGCCCGCAAGUUAACGUGGAGGCCAAGAGCUAUGUUCUGGUCAGCAACUUAGACCCUGAGGUGUACAGCAAGUACGUUGAGGACAAGGGCGCUGCCCAUCUGUCUGGCUUUGCUUUCGCUGUCAUUUGCACUAUUCAUCUUGCUGGUGGCAAAAUGCCUGAAGCACCUUGGCAUCAGUUGAAGCGGGUGGGGGGGGUGAAUGAGAAUGAUGAAACUCACCCUGUUCUUGGUAACAAGAAGCUCGAACACCUAGUGCAGCAAAGGUACCUGCUGAAGGAGAAAGUUGUUGGACCAGAAGGCCAUUUCAUGAUGUAUGAACUUGUUGAGAGGGCAUUGGAUGAAUCCAUCAGUGCGAAGAUUAAAGAUCAUAUUUCACAGGUUGUGGGCGCAAGCUUGCAGAAGUAG
This is a messenger RNA of Miscanthus lutarioriparius, 495 nucleotides long. The record is from the annotation of a GenBank genome assembly. Lineage: Eukaryota; Viridiplantae; Streptophyta; Magnoliopsida; Poales; Poaceae.